Porites evermanni is the source of this 9593-nucleotide messenger RNA. The record is from the annotation of a GenBank genome assembly. Lineage: Eukaryota; Metazoa; Cnidaria; Anthozoa; Scleractinia; Poritidae.
AUGGAAAACAAGGGCUACGAGUCGAUAAAAACUGACGAUAAAGACUUGGAAAACAAUGGCCGGCAUCCUGCUGAUUCUGCAAAUUUUCUUUCACUUUUGACCUGCUGGUGGAUGAAUGGCAUAUUCAGAACAGGAAACAAACGGCCAUUAGAGCAGUCUGAUUUCCUGCCACUUAACGAAGAAGACAAAACAAAAGUUCAAACAGAAAAACUUCAAGAGCAAUGGGAUAAGCAUGUACGCGAAUGUAGUAUCACCCCUGGUAAACAGCCAAAGCUUUGGAAAUGUGUUCUAAAGAUUUUAUCCUUUAAAGAGGUUUCAUUUUUGCUAAGUUUCUGGUUUAUAGAGUCAGUCUUCCGUAUUACGCUUCCUCUUGCUCUUGGCCUACUACUUGCAUCGAUACAUUCUACAGAAAGGAAUCAGCCUCUUGUGGUUGGUUGCUGUUUAUUUAUUGGAAUCGCAGGAGUAUUAUCCGCUACCACCCAUUACGCUGGUUUUAGAUGUGAUCUUCUGGGCAUGCGCUUGAGUAGUGCUCUCAAAGGGAUUGUUUAUCGCAAGGUAAAGGACCUCUGAUGGAUUUUUUUUGUUGUUGUAUUGUUAAUGUUGUUUACCUUUUUGCUGUUACAAUCACCAGAAUCUUAACUUCUUUCGCGAUAGAGCGGUUUUCGUUUGACCCAUUGAAACUGACUACGCAAGAAAAACUGAAACAGAAAGCGAACAAGAAUAUAAGAACUUGAUUAGUUAAGUGAACAUACUCAGGCUAUGUUUACACUAUAUCGCACUGUGCCGACACGAUUUCGGUUUUCAAAGAAGUUCGCAAACCUUGAUUGUGACGUUACGUCAAAUCGUGCCGAGUGAUGCUUAGUACACCAAAAAGGACUGAAGUAGAGAAACCUUAAUUAAAAUUCUCCAGUUAAGCGAACGCAAGGGAACCUAAAAAAAGAAAAGAAAGAAUAUCAAGAAAAAUUAGGUAGAAAUUAAUUACAAAUGCUCUGUAUAACGUGAAAUUCUCUUGUCAUUUAAGCGAGGUUAUGUUAAAAACAAUAUCAACGGAAAACUAUCACCUUGGUAUACUACGUCACACUUAUUACGUUUUAAGUUUCACUCAAUCUCACAGAAUGCAUUUAUUUUUAGAAAGCUUAAAUGUUUUGAACCGCUCUCAUGGCAAAGAAAAUGUGCUUAAUAUUCAGAACUGACAGCCGGGUUUGCUGACAAGAUGACUUUUAAUUUUUUUGCAGAUUCAUUUACUAACCCAGCAAAGCCUCCUGAAAGCAACAACGGGCAACCUUAUUGACCUCAUAUCAAACGACGUCCAAAGAAUCGAACUGACCACCAGAUGGAUUUUUUGCUCUUUCUUCUUUGCUUUAGAAUUUACAGUUGUCAUUGUUUUAUUGCUGCACCUCAUUGGCUGGCCAGCAUUAAUGGGAGUUCUGUUUCUAGUGGCGAUGCUUCUCUGUGUCUUGAUAAUUUCAUUUAUCUGUGCUGGGAUGCGCGUGGAAACUGCUGAGGCAUCGGACAGGCGUCUUUUGUUAAUGAAUGAGCUCGUGACUGGUAUACGUGCUCUAAAAACACAUGCGUGGGAAGAAUAUUAUCAAGAAAAAGUGAAGGCUGCGAGAAGGUGAGUAUAAAGUUACGCUAUGUUUACAUUAUAGCGGAUUGCUUUUUGUGCCGACCCAACUGAAAAAUUAUCCGGCAUAUAUAGUAUGAACAGCAACGACACAGAACUGCAAAAAGUCGUUCACACACGUUGAACACUGUGCCGGAGCGGUUUGCCAGGAGAGUUUGAGGGACUAAAUCCCAGAUCUCACUUCUGCAGAUCAUUUACUUCCGUUUCAGUGGGUUCCACUCUUCGGGCCUACUUAUUCACUUCCGCGACGGUCCGAAUAGGUGGUCAUACUGCACCAAAGUAUGGCACAGAACCCCUCCGCUAUGUGACGUCACUCCACUUUCGAGAUCGGCACGGCGAAGCUUCGAUCCGUCACAGAAAUCGCGCCGAAAUCAUUGCCGUUCUUGUGUGUAAACAAAAGCCCUGUCCAGUAUGAUUUUCAUGGAGGCGCAAAAGUUGACCAGUAUAGUGUGAACAAAGCCUUAAUUCAACCUUACAGUUAUUUGUUCCAAGAAUCCUCUCUACUCGCCAUCCCUCUCUUGCUCCGGCGGACAAGUAGGAGAGGACCCUGGGAACGAGGCUGAUCACACAGAAUAGCAACAUGCAAACUUUUCAUUGAAUUAUCUGCGUUGAUGUUCCAUUAUGUUAAAUACAGUCAGAAUAUCCAAUGCCAAUGUACAUAUUUAUUCAGACGUUGUAUUCUGUAUUAUCACUGCUUAGCUUAACUCCUUUCAUCGUUAUUUGUCAAUCGUUAAAGCACAUCCCUUUGCUUAGAAAAUCACUUGAAGCCUUUUACAACACAUUCUUGACAUCUAGUUUAGCUACCUUUAAGCAUUACUUAGUCAAUAGCAGCAGUGCCUGUUCUCCAGGCAAUUAAUUGUGAGGUAUUUGUAAUAUGUGGGGUAUUUUAAUCCACUGGUGGGGUAUUUGAUUUUAAUUUUCGCACUAGCUUGUAUUUGCUCAAGAUAUGCUCUCUAUAAGCUAAUAUUGUGCUGUUCGUAUCAAAAAAAACUUUGCCCGCAGUAUAUUUCUAUUUAGUAUAUACUGAAACAGUGGAUAGUGUUUUUCGCGCGCUCUGAUUGGCUACUCAAUCAGUGAAUAUCCUGCACUAUUCACUGAUUCACCUCCAGUUCCUCCGAGCGAGCGAGCGUUGCCAAACUCGCGUAGGUUGCGAGCAAAAUGCCUUCCCGUUUGCUGCCGUAACGAACUAAGAAAUUUCACAACUAAUCAAGCAAGCUAUUUCCGAAAUACAUGAAGAAGGUGACAAAUUUCGGUUUGGAAGUUUUAACAGGUAAAACUUUGUCUUUUUUACUUGAAUUUAUCGAUAAAUCCGGUGAAAAAGUUUUUUGUUUACAAAUGCAAAUUAAGCUUAUAAGUCUUGCGUUACUUUAUUUAGUUGACUUGCUCAUAAAUAAGCUUAAAACUAAAUUUAAUAAUCUUUUUUACACAAUUAUUUUAAAUACAAAAAGAAUUCACAACUCCUUUUGAAGAAACUUUCCCGCAAGAGCUAAACAAACGCCUUCAAAAGUUUUAUUUGUCGCUAAGAAAAAGCGACGACCUCGGCCGUUCGGUCAUCGCGCACAAAAUUGUAAUCGUUGGCAACAGUAAAUGAGUUAAAAAUCAUCAUUUUUGUGCUCAAUUAUCUCACUGUUUUAGUGUAUACUAAAACAAUUAUUCACCUCAGUGUCGAUGGCUAGUAUUGGAUAUUUACCUCGCCGCUUCGCGGCCUCGGUAAAUAUCCAAUACUAGCCACCUCCACUUCGGUGAAUAAUUGUUAUAUAUUCCAAAAUAUACCAAAGAUUUUCUUAUUAUUCCUGUCUUGAGCAGGCCUUUAUACACUCAAUAAUUAAUCCCAGUCAGUAAAAAAUUCAUCUACAACUGAGAAACCAUAACCAAACUUUCUUUCUUUUACCUUCUAGAGCUGAAAUAUGGAUUAUUAUGAAAAAGAGCACCCUGUUAUCUAUCAUAGAUGGUGUUUGUUUUACGGCGGCCAGUGCAGCAGCGUUCCUUUCAGUUUUAGCCAUUAUUUUAACAGGCCAGUUCAUUUCGAGGCCCACAGCUUUUAUGCUGCUUGCCUUUAUGUUUGCUCUAGAAAAGAUGGUGUUAAACAGGCUAUCAACCUCUCUUCCUUUACUACUUGAGUUGCCUUCUACCCUCCAGAGGAUCGAGCGCUUUCUUUUAAUGAACGAAAUUCCCUUAACACAACUCGAAUACAAUCGGAGUUCUUUUGGACGAGAGAGUUGUCCUGGAUUGGCGCCGUCGAUGGAGUCUUUCGCAGACGAUCAUCGGACUGUUAAAAUUGUUAGCUCUGAAAACAAGGAUGAGAAAAUAGAUUUCACUUUAUCAGUUUCUGGUCUAACGUGCAUAGUGAAUAGCCUUGGUGAAAAGUUUCUUCUUCAAGAUGUAAGUUUUGCUGCGACCAAAAACAGCCUCACCGUGAUCACUGGUCAAGUAGGCAGUGGAAAGUCAACUCUUUUGGCCACAAUCGCGGGAGAGGUAAUAAUAACAAGUGGUAGCGUAGUCUGUCCCGGAACUUUAGCUUAUGUGCCACAAUCGGCGUGGGUUUUCUCUGGGACCGUCAGAGAAAACGUCCUAUUUGGUGAGCCUUACAAUGAAGAGUGGUAUACUAAAGUUUUAGAGGCAUGUGCUCUAAUCGAAGACAUCAACAGAUUUCCCAGUGGCGACAGUACCUUUGUCGGAGAACAUGGUAUCGUGUUGAGUGGAGGUCAGCUUGCCCGUGUCAAUCUUGCACGCGCAGUGUACGCAGAUCCAGACGUUUAUCUACUGGAUGAUCCUUUAAGAGCUGUGGAUGUUAGAGUAGGUGAACACAUAUUUGAACAGUGUAUCUCUAAGCUUCUACGAGACAAAAUUAAAGUAUUGGUGACACACGAAAAGAGGUACAUGGUGGCAGCUGAUCAAGUUUUGGUCCUUUACAACGGGUCAGUAAUAAGGAAAGGCAGUUUUAGUGAACAGUCAGAUGCAGAGCAAAUUCUAGAUACUAUCAGAGAUGUAUCAGUCGCCGCAAAAGAAGACAAAAAGAGUUUUGGAGAAAGAGAUGAAAAUGGCACGUCACAAAUGCGUUUCAGAGGCGUCCGUGAUGGAUCUGACGAAACUUUGGAGAUCUCAGAAGAAGAAAGAGCCACUGGAUUAGUCUCUCCUGUUUUGUACUGGAAUUACAUUCGAACUGGAAUAACUACAUUGGGCGUGACUCUUUUGAUUUUACUUUGCCUGGUGAUCCAAGGUGAGUAAGCGUUUUUGUGGUGUGCGUGCAUGUAAGAUUAUUGCAUAAAUUAUGAAAUAAUCAUGCACUCUUGCGACCAUAUAAUAGCGGGGAAAGGCGUUAUAAGUACUUCAUAUAGUAUUAAUUAUCACGUAAUGGGUAUAAUGGGUGUUAAUGUAGAAUGGGUAAUCAGUCAAUUUUUGAUCGCUAUCUUUCUGAAGGAGCGAAAAUUACCAUUAUGAUAUUUGAUUCUUGUGCAUGGGUGGCCUAAGUUUACGACCAAGUAUAUUUGAGAACGAAAUGGUGGUGAAAAAAAGGUCUUCUUUGCGACAAAGUUUUCUAAGGACUCCAAUAAUGCAGGACUAAGUGCUGUUUUUGUUAGGGUGGGUCGAUGAUUCAUAGUUUGCUAUGUGUUGCGAUUUUUUGAAGAUGUGUACAUACGAUGAAAUAGAAGAACGCUCUUAUAAGUCUCUCUUGCUUGGAGAUUAGAUAAGAAAUGAGGAGGCGAUUAAUUCUACACGAAACAGGAUUUCCUCGCUAAACGUUUUUACGUCCUACUUUAUCGACGGUCGAGUAUUCUUCAGGAUAUUUACUUUUGCAUCGUAUUUGACGAUUUGUUUCUGAAUUGAUUGAGUACGCGACUAUGAAUACAUGAAAAUCAAGGGCCUCGAUUCGAGAGAAAUUAUAUCAUUGCCAGAGAGCAAAAACGUGAUGAACAUCACUCUGAACAUGGCGUGUCGUUUCAAUCAUCGUCGAAAAUAAACGGCAUGCCCAUCACAAGACUCAUUGCAUACAAUGAACGUUUACAACACCCGACCAAUUAGCCUCACCAUCGACGUUUUGCUCAUUAAAGUAUUCAGUCACUUGUUCCAAUGUAAUCAGCACUUUCAAGCGACAGAAUUCGUGGACCGAUCCGUUUCGGAAAAGCUCUGCAUUUCCGCAUUAAUCUUUCCCAAGUUUUCUUCACAAAACAACGGUCACGCUGAUCACCAGCUUCCACAGUCUCUGUUAGGAACGCCUAGGGCCAUGACUUUCUUUUUGGCGCGCACACACGAAAAAAAAAAGAAAGAAAGAAAGAAAAAAAAAAGAAACGCCCGCAUUUUUAGAGUCUCUUGUUUUCUCGGUGGAGCGCCACGCCUCUAAUUUGAUUUUCCGAAUUAUUUUAUUAAACUUCCUAUUUGAGAAUGACAGCCUUGCAAAGUCGUUCUUUCCUUUGUCAGUUACUAUCCGUUUUUUAUUCAGGUUCUUGGGAGUUGUUUGGGCGGGGGCAAAAGUGGACUGUUUUACUUUUUCCCUCACGGCGUGUGGUCCUGAGGAAGGGGACGAUAACUCGCUGUCUCGGGAAAAAGUACAGUCAUGGCUAUGUUUCCCUCUGCAAAAGUGAAUUGGCCGCAGUUGAGGCUAUUGAUUUGAGCAUUUAAGUCUGGGAUAGGGUAUAUAAAAAAGUGAGUCACGUUUUUUUUUCUUUCCGCUUCUUAAGUUCUUUUGUUUACAUUGUAGGUGUUAUGUUAUUGCCAGAAAUCUGGUUAUCUUUUUUGACGCGGAUGUCCUGGAAAAACCAACAAGAUGAAACAACACUACAGGUUUACGCCAGCCUCGUGGCCGCUUCCUUCUUUUCCGGUAUAAUACGCGCUAAUCUUUUGUACAAUGCAUUACUCAGGUCAGCCAGACAACUGCACGAUAAAAUGGUCUCAUGUCUCCUUCGGGCUCCAGUUCUAUUUUUCGAUACAAAUCCUGCUGGACGCAUACUCAAUAGGUGCUCCAAAGACAUCGGCCAUAUUGACGAACUUCUACCCAAAAUGUUUUUACAUGUCAUCCGAAAUUCGUUGGUCCUCCUUGCCUCAAUAUUGCUGCCUUCGUUCUUGAACUUUUGGCUGUGUCUGGUUACCAUUCCAUUUAUAGCUGCUUGUCUCUACCUCACACGGUAUUACUUGAAUACAUCACGAGAGCUCAAGAGACUGGAGUCAAUCUGCCGCAGUCCUGUUUUCUCGCACUUCUCGGAGACCAUGGCCGGUUUGAGCACGAUUCGAACCCGGAAAAAGGAAAGAGAUUUUAUAGAGCAGUUUUACCGGUAAGUAUUUUACAGCUGCUUUUACAUUUCAUGUUAUUCGGAAACGUCACGUAAUGACAGGCAAUUUGCGAAAAUGCAAAAUUCGACAAAAUGUACUGAAAUACUUCAAAUCGUAAAAUACUGUGUCAGAUAAAUAAUGAACAUUCAUAUCAUAAUUUUUGAGUGAUUAUUUGUUGUUUUGUGGUGCUUUCAUACUGCUGUUCUUUGCACACCGCUGUCACCGAACUAACACUCGAAACAAUCACACACUGAAAGUGCCCAUCACCUAAAAUUUAAUAUUUUCUUAUCUGAAACUACACCUCCAUGGACCUAAAGAGCUAACAAACAUGAGAAAAUACUUCUUAUGGCUAUGAAAAAGACAAGUCUAGAAACCUUCAUUCAUCUUAACAAAACAGUACACUCACAGAAGUUUCAAAAAGAGUUAAAGUAUUUUAAACUAGGUAUGUGAAAAGGGUACCAAAGUCAGUGCAGGAUCCAGACCUUGAGGUAAGAUUUGGCCUAAAAAUAAGGGGGAGGGUCCCGAGACCCCUGGUUCCCUGGUUCCGCCACUACCAAAGUGGUAGAAUCUAAAACUUAAGGGGUUGUUUGCUUGCCUCCAGCAAGAUGAGAGAGGCAAGCAAACAACUUUUGGGGGCAAAACUUAUCGAAAUCACAAGAGUCUGGAAGGUUUAAGGUAAAUGAACAUUAUUUCUUUGGCCAGUACAGUGCAUUUCGAUUUUGGAUCAAAAGACACAAAAUUUCUUAUGUUAGGGCGGAUUUUGAGAAAUCAAUAAAAUCAACUGCCAGACCACUGGUUUUAUAUGCACUUUUGGGCUAUGAUCUGUUACGUUAAUAUAUACAUGUGUUACUAUCUUUUUUUCUAUUUGGUUUUAUUUUCUCGCACCGGAAAAUUUUUUUAUCUCUAGACAUCAAGACCUGCAUAACCAAUCGUUUUACAUGGUAUCAGCGUGUACUAACUGGGUUGGAGUCAGAGCUGAUUGCCUGUUUACCGUAUUAACAACUGCAGCAGCCUUUGGGUUUUCUUUUCUCGACCAAGAUCAAGGUAAGGACAAUAUCGGGCAUCUUACGACGGGAAAUUGUUACUCCAGUUUUACGACAGGCUUUCUGCGCGGAGACAAGUGCGAUGAUAAAGACCUUAGCUGAAUAUAUAGCAACGAUGGAAAGCUACUAACACUUAAAUGCAUCCGCUUUCUAUAACACGUAUUACCAGUUCUGCAACUCGCAGAAAAAAUCCUGUCUGAAAAUUUUUGUAUAUACUUUACAGCUUUACUGCUUAAUUCUUCAUAUCGUACGAAAGCCGAAUCAUUAAUUGCUUUAUUAUUCAUUCAAAAUAAUUCCUAGUUUAAAAACAUAGCUGAAACAUGCUAACCUGCAUCGAUGUUAAGUUCAUCUUCGAUACUGUACGUUUAGGUUUGUCCAGCCCCGCAAAUAUUCUCCAAAUAGCAGAUGUUGCCCUCCGAGUUGUCUUCUUGCUGUUUUUGCCAUGUUUUUAGCUAUUAUUUCGCCUAGUUCCAGUUCUUUCUCUUGAAACGAGUGAAAUGUCCCCCAUUUUUUUUUUCACAACCAAAACAACUCAACCUCCUCCCCAGGUCUUCAUGGUAACGGUGCCUUAACCUGUAGAGAGCUGCAUUUUUGACGUUAUUUCCUCGUUAAACACAAAAUUCUUCCAAAUUUGGUCAUUAGUAACAGGUUAUGGUGAAUUAUGCGUGUGCUUUUAACCAAUCGGAAUUGGGGAAAUAUUUUGAAUGAAUAAUAAUGAUGUUUAUCCAAAUUCACUUGCAGCAUUUACUGGUCUUGUCCUGGCGUACGCCAUCAACAUUGGAAAGAUGUGCCAACUUGCUGUGCGCCAAUUUGCAGACGUUGAGGACGCCAUGACGUCUGUCGAGCGAGUCAUGGCUUACGCCAAUCUCAAACCUGAGCCAGGGUACAACAUCAAAGCAUUUCCGCCCGUCCACUGGCCAAACGCUGGCAACCUGAGUUUUAGUGAUGUUUCUUUGAGGUAUUACCCAGGUGGUCCACAAGUUUUGAAACAUUUAUCUUUUGAUAUUGGAAAGAAGCUGAAGUUAGGAAUUGUUGGUCGCACCGGAGAUGGAAAAUCGUCAAUUGUGGCAGCUCUUUUACGCAUGCCUGAGGCUGACGGAGAGAUAUUCAUCGAUGGCGUCUCCAUAAAAGGCAUUCAACUGCAGGAGUCGCGAAAAUGUGUUUCAGUGCUCAGCCAAUCACCUGUCCUCUUAAGUGGAACAAUAAGAAAAAAUCUUGAUCCUCUGCAGAAGCACAGGGAUGACGAACUAUGGAACGCCCUUGAAGUGGUAACAAUAAAAAAUUUGGUUAAAAACCUGGAAGGGCAACUUGACUACGAGCUUUUAGAGAGAGGCGAGAACCUUAGUGUAGGUGAACGCCAGUUAAUCUGCUUAGCUCGCACGCUACUGCAGCAGAGUAAAAUCGUCAUCUUAGAUGAGCCAACGGCGUCUGUCGAUCCUAAGACAGAGCAAAUAAUCUGGACCACCGUGCACGAGAAACUGAAGAAUUCCACUGUGAUCACUAUAGCUCACCGAAUGAACACUGUCCAAGAUUGUGACAUAAUUCUAGUAUUAAAAAAAGGCCAGAUCGCUGAGAUGGACACCAUUGAUACCCUGCUUGGACAAGAAGAUGGGAUUUUUUACAGCAUGGCCGCUUCCCAAAACUUAUUACAUGAAUAG